Messenger RNA from Knipowitschia caucasica, 2763 nucleotides. Lineage: Eukaryota; Metazoa; Chordata; Actinopteri; Gobiiformes; Gobiidae. The record is from the annotation of a GenBank genome assembly.
AUGGCUUUUGUGCUCACCACUUUGCUGUUGCUCUACACCGGGUUCACGCUGUGCGUGGAUCAAGACAGGUGCACGCCUGAAAGACUGGAUCCUCUGGAGUUUGAGCCUCUGGAGUUUGAGCAUCAGGGCCACUUCGCCCCGCAGGUGCUUCUGAAGCUGCGGGCGUUUGAUGAGAACUUUUACCUCAACCUAGAGCCGGACUCCAGUUUUGUGACAUUAGAGAGCGGCGCAGACUUUGCUCACUGCUUUUACUCUGGACGCGUAAACAGAGACCAGGAUUCGUUUGCUGCGUUGAGCCUUUGCGGGGAGCUGCGAGGCAGCUUCUCAGUGGGAGGCAUGGAGUACUUUAUCAGUGCAUCCUCGGCUCCAGAACAUGAAGCAGGGCACAAGACGCACGUCAUCCAGCGUCGCGCGCGCGCUACGCCCCCAAGAGAGACCCUGAGCAGGUGCGGAGUCGCCCCGUACGCCCCGAAUGUGUCCUUAGACCGGUAUAAACACCUGGGUGACCUGGAGGAGGUCAGCAUGACCAGGAACGGGCGGAACAAACGCUUCGCCUCGGUCCCACGGUACGUGGAGGUUCUGGUUGUGGCGGACGAGUCAAUGGCUGCUUUCCACGGGGACGACCUCAAGCAUUACGUCUUGACCUUAAUGUCUGUGGCCGCCCGCCUUUACAAGCACCCCAGCAUCCUGAACUCUAUUAACCUGGUGGUGGUGGGCUUCACCGUCCUGAGUGACACAGACAAAGGGCCCAAGGUCUCCAGCAACGCGGCCCUCAGUCUGCGCAACUUCUGCUCUUGGCAGAAGAAGCUCAACAAGCACAACGACAAACACCCAGAGUAUUGGGACACAGCCAUUCUCUUUACUAAGCAGGACCUGUGUGGAGCAACUACCUGCGACACUUUGGGGAUGGCUGAUGUUGGGACCAUGUGUGACCCAAAAAGGAGCUGCUCAGUCAUAGAGGACGACGGUCUGCCCUCAGCCUUCACCACUGCACAUGAACUGGGUCAUGUCUUCAACAUGCCCCACGACAAUGUGAAAGCGUGUGAGGAGGUGUUUGGGAAACUGAAGGACAACCACAUGAUGUCUCCCACUCUGAUCCAGAUCGACAGGACGCGGCCGUGGUCCGUGUGCAGUGCCGCCAUCAUCACAGAGUUCCUGGACAGAGGUCAUGGAGACUGUCUGCUAGACCAGCCUCAGAGGCAGCUCUCUCUCCCUGAUAUUCUCCCUGGUGCGACCUACAGCCUGCAUCGACAGUGUGAACUCGCCUUUGGUCCUGGGUCCAAGCCCUGCCCGUACAUGCAUCCUUGCUCCAAGCUGUGGUGCACAGGGAAGGCCCGUGGCCAGCUGGUGUGCCAAACCAGACACUUCCCCUGGGCAGACGGCACAAGCUGUGGUACUGGCAAAAUCUGUUACAAAGGAACCUGUGCCGAAAAGAACACCACCACCACACACAUUAAGCUGGACGGCCAAUGGGGAAAAUGGGGUCCGUUUGGGGACUGUUCGAGAAGCUGUGAUGGCGGUGUGCAACUGGCCAAAAGAGAGUGCAACAACCCCGUCCCAGAAAAUGGAGGAAAAUACUGCUACGGACUGCGGAUCAAAUAUCGCUCCUGCAACCUCAGCCAAUGUCCUGAGUCAAGCAAGAGUUUCCGCGAUGAGCAGUGUGAAGCGUUCAAUGGAUUAAAUCUGAACACUAACAGACUGGGCUCCUCUGUGGUGUGGGUUCCCAAAUACUCUGGCGUCUCUCCCAAGGACAAAUGUAAGCUCAUCUGCCGCGCAAAUGGGACUGGAUACUUCUACGUCCUGGCUCCAAAGGUGGUCGAUGGGACGCCGUGCUCACCUGACACCACAGCUGUGUGCGUCCAGGGCAGAUGUAUCAAGGCGGGUUGUGACGGGAGGCUGGACUCCACUAAGAAAUUUGACAAAUGUGGAGUGUGUGGUGGGGACAACCAGGGCUGCAAGAAGGUCUCAGGAAUGUUCACAAAGCCUGUUCACGGCUACAACUUUGUGGUGAUGCUGCCUGUGGGAGCUGCCAACAUUGAUGUGCGUCAGCGCGGAUACCGGGGCCUGGUCAGUGACGAGAACUAUUUGGCUGUGAAAAACCGCCAAGGGCAAUACCUGCUUAAUGGGAACUACGUGGUGUCGGCUGUGGAGCGGGACCUCCUGGUAAAGGGCAGUUUACUGCGCUACAGUGGAACGUCCAGCUCAGUAGAGAUUCUGCAAGCCAUCAGACCACUGCAGGAAGCUCUCACUGUGGAGGUGCUUUCGGUGGGCAAAAUGACACCACCCCGAGUGAGGUACUCCUACUAUAUCUCCAAGGAGAGCAAGGAGGAGAAGAUUCUGCGCAAAGAAGAGAAGAGUCACAUCUCUCUGAACAGUGUGCUGGACAAUAACAAAGUGGAGGCCAAGAAACACGUAUUAGAUAAAACUCCCAUGAGCCACUGGGUGUCGGGGAGUUGGGAAAAGUGUUCUGUGUCGUGUGGGACAGGAGUGCAGAGACGUCUGGUGCAGUGUCAGAGCAUAGAGGGUCGUACUGCAACAGACUGCCACAGUGCAGAGCGGCCCAUUUCAGCUAGAGCCUGUGGGGACCCCUGUCCAUUGUGGGAUACUGGGGAGUGGUCUUCCUGCUCUAAGACCUGUGGUCGAGGAUUUAGGAGGCGCUCCGUACGCUGCAUCACUGACAAUGGACUGAACUUACCCAGAGAGCACUGUACCGGACGGAGGAAGCCUCAGGAACUGGACCUUUGCAAUAUGAAGCCUUGUUAG